AUGGUGGAAGACGAAGCUCAGGAACUAGUAGAACACAUCUACAAAACCAUACACCACAACGAUUCAGCGGUAUUCAACGUGCCCACCCUGUUCAACGUCCACAUCCUGAACAGCCUGUGGAGGAUGCUAGCAGGAGUCAGAUAUGGUGCUGAAGACAACAGGAUGCGAGAGCUGCAAGGGAUCUUGAACGAGCUCUUCAGGUCCAUCUCCAUGGUUGGCACCACUUUCAGCCACUUCCCGAUUCUGAGGUAA
Molecule: messenger RNA, 252 nt
Organism: Phaedon cochleariae (mustard beetle)
Lineage: Eukaryota; Metazoa; Arthropoda; Insecta; Coleoptera; Chrysomelidae
Source: the annotation of a GenBank genome assembly